AUGGGCGCGACCGGAGGCGGGGGGACAGACAAGGACGGGGGACCAGCGGAGGGCCGCGCGCGGGGGAGAAACGGCGCCGGGGGAAGCGCGGCGGGCGGAAGUAGCAGCGCCGGGCAUGGUUGGGGAAGCGGGCGCGGGUGCACAUGCCUUGCUGUGUCGCCUGCUACCGCCCCUUCCGCAGUGUGGGGAGCAGGAAACAGCGGAGCCGGCACUGCUGCAGGGGGAACCGGCGCCCCUGCAGGGGGGAACGGCGGAGGUGGCGCUGCUGCUGGGGGGAGCGGUGCAGAUGCUGCUGCUGCAGGGGGAAACGGCGGAGGUGGCGCUGGGAUGGGAAUCACGAGCGAGGCAGGCAUCAGAAAUGACGUGUUGACAGCAACAGGGGGCGAGAAUGUGAGUGCUGCGGAAGCGAGUGUAGCUGGGGCGGGUGGUGGAAAUAAAGAUGAAAAACCUGGAGCGGCACCUGAACCUUCGCGUGGACGAUCAGGUGAACCCUCACGUGCACCUGAAGCAACACCUGAACGCACUGUUGCACUCACGACGCCUGCACAUGCAGCCUCAGGUGCUGUCGCAGGUGCCCCCUCAGGUGCACCCUCAGGUGCCGCCCUGCCCAGCAGCGCAUGUGGAGCAGCCCGUGCAGCCCCAACGACUCUCCACAUGUCCAGGGCGCCAAGCACACAGAGAGGCAGGGUCGGGCGAUCUCUGUCCGGGCACGGGCAAUUGCCGUCAGGCAAAGGGAGAGUUGGGUCCCCCUCAAGGGGGGAGGGGGGUCAACUGGGACGGAUGGGGAGAGGAGGAGGAGGAGGAGGGGGAGGAGGAGGAGGAGGAGGGGGAGCAGGUGGGGGCGGAGUCGAAGGGAGUGUGGGCGUGGGAGCAGGGAGGAGGAAGGCUGAAGUGGGUGACUGUGCAGCAGUGGUGGAUGGGCAGGGUGAGGCAUCGGCACCACCACCACCAGCAGCGGCUGCGACGGCGGCUGGUGCUAGUGCUGGUGCUGGUGCUGGUGGUGGGGAUGAUGUUACUGCAACUCGCGCAGCCACGCCUGCUGCUGCUGCCUCUCCUUCUGCUCCUCCUGCUACUGCUCCCCCUGCGGCUUCUUCUCCUGCUGCGUUGUCCCCUCCAUCGUUGGGAAUGGACCUCCCACCAGACGGUUAUUCCUGGCGGAAGUACGGGCAGAAGCCGCCCAAAGGAUCCUCUUUCCCCUGGGGCUAUUUCCGCUGCGCUGUUCCGGGCUGCCCGGCGAAAAAAACCGCCGAGAUGGCUCCGGGCGGCGGGAGCAUGGAGAUUCUGUACAAGGACGAGCACAACCAUCCGAAAGGGGCGGCAACCGGGCGGCGUGCUACGGCUGGGCAUGCGGGCGAUGUGAGAGUGAUUAUAACGGAGGAUAUGGGGGGGUUUGCUCAGCUCGAUGCUGCUAUAAAGGGGGGAGGGAAAGGGAAAGCAGGGCUUCAGACUGCCAAUUCACCUGAUCAUCGCCGGCUGGGGGCUAUUUCACGCCAAGCUGCCUCUCCUUCCUCCCUCUCUCAUCCUCCUCCUUCCUCCCUCUCUCAUCCUCCUCCUUCCUCCCUCACUCACACCACUCUCCACCCUCUCACUCGCCCCGCUCCCUCCCCACUUUCCCCUCUCUUCAACCAAGCCUCCACGCCUUAUCCCCCUCCUCUCACACUCCCUCCUCCCCAGUCUCUCUCCUCCUUCUCGCUCCCGCCUUCAGAGCAUUGCAGCAUCACUGCCAGCGGCAGUGGGGAGGGAGUCAGCUCUGGCUAUACCACUAGCAAUGCUGUCACCCACACUCUCAGCAGCACAGUCAACACAGUCAACACAGUCAGUAAUGCUACUAGGAGCAUCGUUGCAGUACCCUCUUCGAAUGCUGCUGCUGCUGCUGCUGCUAUACCAGCCACUGCCACUGCUCCUCCUCAUUUCCCUUGUCAUGCUCCUCCUCCCCCUGCUCAUGCUCCUGCUGCUUCUCGCUGCCCUCCUCCCAAUGCACUUGCACCCAAGCAAACAGGGCAGGGAGCACCGAGCCAAGCACCGAGCCAAACACCAAGCCAGUUCCCCAGCCACGCUCACAGCCUUGCUCCAAACCAUGAAGCAUCAACAGCAGCACCAGCGGCAGCAGCAGCAACAGCAACAGCGGUAGCUUCGUCUCCAGCCACUCAGCCUGUCCCAUCCCCCUCCUCUCACCCUCUCCUCCCCUCCACAACUCCCCCUCCUCCCCCUUCCACCUCCCUCCCUCCUCCCCCGCCCCUUUCACUGGAAACAGCAUCUGCCAUUCUCACAGUGCUGCAGCGCGUGCAACCCUCAGAGCUCCCGGCCCUCCUUGCCUCUCUCUCGCAGCCUGUGCUCUGCGCUGUCGCUGCCGCCACGUCAGCUGCUGCUACAGCUGCUCCUGCUGCCACGUCAGCUGCUGCUCCUCCCUGUCGUCACCCCCUCCCCACCCUCCUUCAAUUUCCGCCACUCCUGGUGGGGUUUCGUUGUCGCCGCAAUUGCCCCCUGCUGCACGCACCAACACGCAGUCAGCUGCUACUGUAG
This is a messenger RNA of Closterium sp. Naga37s-1, 2523 nucleotides long. The record is from the annotation of a GenBank genome assembly. Lineage: Eukaryota; Viridiplantae; Streptophyta; Zygnematophyceae; Desmidiales; Closteriaceae.